AUGGACGCCGAUAUGCCGGAAGUGGAUUUGGAGCUAGUUUGGGCGAAACUUUGUCCUGGACUCGACAUCAUCUUUCGACGUGAGAACAUGUCCGCCAAGUACUACAUGGGACUGUACUCAACCGUCUACAACUACUGUACCAACCUCACCGCCGCCCACGUGCCAGCCACCGCGGACGCCCAACUAAACAACAACUUCAUCGGGAGUGACCUUUACUCGCAUGUGGAGAACUACGUGACCGCCUACACGACGGCACUCUGCAAACGUUGUGAAAACUUGGACGGCGAGGCGCUUCUCGACUUUUACACCAAAGAAUGGGACAGCUAUCGAUUCUCGGCGAAAGUCUUGGACGGCGUAUUCUCGUACUUGAAUCGUCACUGGAUUCGUCGUGAGAUUGAUGAGGGUCGCAAGGAGAGAUAUAUGGUUUAUAUGCUGAGUAUGGUGCUCUGGAAGCGUGAUAUGUUCGAUACACUCGAGCACAAGAUUAUUCCGGCGAUGUUGGAGCUGAUUCGGUUGGAGCGUACCGGUCACACAAUCAAUAAGCGGUUCAUCUCGGCGGUCGUGGAGAAUCUGGUGGAGCUUGGCAUGGAUGAUACGGUAUCCGCGAAGGAGGAGGAUGCGAAGAGACUCGAUAUCUACAAGAACUCGUUUGAGAAGAAGUUCAUCGAGGCGACACGCGACUUCUAUACCAAUGAGGUCAGCGUGUUCCACAUGGAGAAUGGGUCUUGCACGGAUUACCUGAUCAAGGUGGAGACGAGAAUCCAACAGGAGGAUAAUCGAGUGACACUCUGCCUCCACUCGUCGACGGGGACACCACUAUCCGGGUGUUGCAACGAUGUGAUGAUCACGAAGCAGCUGGAAUUUAUUCAAGCGCAUUUCGGAAGACUUCUUAUGGAUAAGAUGGACGAUCACCUCGCGAGAAUGUACAGAAUGUGUCUUCGUGUCGAGAAUGGGUUGCCAGCUCUCCGUAAAGCGCUCAAAGAGCACGUCCAAAAAGAGGGAUUGGAGGCGUUGGAACGUGUGGCUACUGAGGCGUUCAACGACCCGAAGCUCUAUAUGAGCACCCUGUUGGAAGUGCACGAGAGAUAUCAAGGACUGGUCGAUCGCUCGUUUAGCAAAGAGCCCGGAUUCAUGAAGUCGUUGGAUAGUGCGGCGAUCGAGUUUGUUAAUAAGAACGCGGUGACGUUGCGCGCGCCACCACAGUUGCAACCGUUGAAGUCGUCGGAGCUGUUGUCCAGAUAUUGUGAUCAGUUGUUCAGGAAGAGUGCGAAGAUGCCGGAUGAGAAUGAGAUGGAUGAUAUUCAGAAGAAAGUGGUAACCAUCUUCAAAUAUCUCGAGGACAAGGACGUCUUCCUCAAAUUCUACACAAAAAUGUUCUGCAAACGACUGAUCGGCGAGCUUUCCGCCUCUGACGAAGCCGAGUCGACGUUCAUCCAAAAGCUCACCGACACAUGCGGAUACGAGUUCACGACACGUCUCACAAAAAUGUUCCAAGACAUUCAAGUCUCGAGGGAUUUGACGUCGGCAUUCAAGGAGAAGUCGGCUGACGACAAGAAGUGUGCCGAGUUCCAAGCGAUGGUGCUGAGCUCGGGCUCAUGGCCGAACUUCCCGACGUCGGGAUUGAAGCUUCCACAACAGUUGGUGGUGACGAUUGAGAACUUUGCCGCACACUACCAGACCAAGUACACCGGACGCCGUCUCAAUUGGCUCUACUCGCAGUGCCGUGGCGAGGUGACGACGACUGCUUUCAAGGGAAAGAAGUACGUGUUCGGAGUGACAACACCACAAAUGUGUACGCUUUUGUUGUUCAACGAGCAGACGACGUUCACAGCUGAAAACAUUAUGGAGGCGACUGGUAUGGAUGGAAAGUCGACGAAGGCCGUCGUCGGAUCGCUCGUCAAGAAUCAGGUGCUCAAGUCGGAUAAGGCGUUGGAAGGAGACGAGGUGCCACUCAAUGCGACGAUCACUCUGAAUGAUGGCUAUACGAAUAAGAAGGUGCGCGUCGACUUGUCGAAAAUGACGAUGAAGGCGGAGCCGGUGAAGGAAACGGAUAAUGUGCAGAAGGGUCUGGAUGAGGAUAGAAAGAAUAUGAUUGCGGCCUCCAUCGUGCGCAUCAUGAAAGCCCGCAAGUCGCUGACUCACACGAAUCUGGUGACCGAAGUGAUCUCUCAAUUGUCGGGACGUUUCAAGCCAAAGAUUGAAAUGAUCAAGCGGACCGUUGGAUCGCUCAUCGAGAAGGACUACUUGAAGCGUUCCGAGCAACAACGCGACUUGUACGAGUACGUCGCCUAA
Messenger RNA from Caenorhabditis remanei, 2292 nucleotides. RefSeq lists its product as uncharacterized. The transcript has 4 exons. Gene Ontology annotation, cellular component: SCF ubiquitin ligase complex. The record is from RefSeq and is a predicted model, not a curated record. Gene Ontology annotation, molecular function: ubiquitin protein ligase binding. The coding region runs from base 1 to 2292 and encodes 763 amino acids. NCBI's taxonomy places the organism in Eukaryota, Metazoa, Nematoda, Chromadorea, Rhabditida, Rhabditidae. Gene Ontology annotation, biological process: SCF-dependent proteasomal ubiquitin-dependent protein catabolic process; protein ubiquitination.